UUGAAGUUUAGCGCCACGAAAACGGAGCGAGAGAGCGAAAGAGUGAGAGGGAGUGAGAGGGAGUGAGACACGGAGACACAGACCUGAGGACAACCUGUCUGUCUGUGAUUUGGAGGACAGGAGGACACACAUAGGACCCGCGGACGAUGUUUGAGGACCUGAUUGAAGCCUUCUGUGAUAUUGAGCCUCAGGUAACUCAAGAUGGCGAAGUAUGUCGGAGAGGGCGGAGCCCGGGAGAGGAGGCGGAGUCCAGUCUAAAUGUUGGACAGUUCGUCCUGUGUCAUUGGUCAGAUGGACUCUACUACUUGGGCAAGAUACAGAGGGUGAGCCUUCCCCGGCAGAGCUGCUUCGUCACGUUUGAGGACAACUCCAAGUUCUGGGUCCUCUGUAAGGACAUCCAGCAUGCUGGAGUGCCGGGGGAGGAGCCUCGCUGCUCUGUGUGCCAGGAGGUGGAGCCCGACUCUGACAGCCAAUCAAACCCCAACAACCAGAUCCUCAUCUGUGGGAAGUGUGGCAUCGGUUUCCACCAGCAGUGCCAUGUCCCUCCUGUAGAGGGCGGCAUCAGUCUCAGUCCCUGGUUCUGUCGACGAUGUGUCUUCGCGUUGGCGGUCCGGAAAGGGGGCGCUCUAAAGAAAGGUCCAAUAGCCAAAGCUCUGUCGGCCAUGAAGCAGGUGUUGCUGUACGACCUGGACUCACUGGACUGGGACUCCCAACACCGGACCAAUCAGCAACAGUGUUACUGUUACUGUGGAGGCCCCGGAGAGUGGUACCUGAAGAUGCUGCAGUGCUUCAGGUGUCAGCAGUGGUUCCAUGAAGCCUGCACUCAGUGUCUGCAGGAGACAAUGAUGUUUGGAGAUAGGUUUUACCUCUUCCUGUGUUCGGUGUGUAAUAAAGGAUCCGAGUAUGUCCGUCGUCUUUCUCUGCGGUGGGUCGAUCUGGUUCACCUGGUUCUCUACAACCUGUCGGUCAGCAGCAAGAAGAAAUAUUUUGAGCUGGACGAGAUUCUCGCCUUAGUGUCUGCAAACUGGGACCACUUACAGCUCGCGAAGCUGUCCAACACUCCUCCGUCAGAGAGGGGGCAGCACCUGCUGGACGCUCUGAAUAAAUACAAGAGCAAGUUUCUGUGUGGAAAAGAGAUAAAGAAGAGGAAAUGCAUCUUUCGUCUGAGGACUAGAGUCCCUCCAAACCCCCCAUCCAAACUAUUUCCUGAGCGCGCUCACAAUGACGGAGGGCAAGGCCAUAAGAAAGGCGUGGCCAGGAACAGUGCUUCGGCUGAGAGGAGGAAGAGGAAGUCCAAGUGGCUCCUUGAAGAUGCGAUUCCUAAUAACAAGCUGUCCUGCAGUUGGACGUCCAACCAUCACAUGGCAAACAUUUUUGACUUCACCCUGGACGAACUGCAGAGCCUCAAGAGUGGCUCCAGUAGAUCGGUCAGUAUUGAUCAGGACUCUACUGAUGCCUCCACGUCAGGGUCUGCUACGACCAGCGCCUCCUAUCACUUCAGAAGGCGGCUGGGCAGCAGGAAGAGGAAGUUGCCUAGCAACAGCUACAGUCAGUGGGCCAGUCACAGUGAGGGGGGUGAAGAGCCUUCUGGGAUGCUGGGAGACACAGAAACUAUCAACCACACAGACGCCACCCACUUCCUGUCUGACUCCUCUCAGAUCCCCUCAGACUCCUCCCACCUCCAUUCCUCCAUCUCCUCAUAUUUUGGAGUGGCAGGCCGACUGACCAAUGGGGAGAGGUACCAGGUGUUGGCUCGCCGCGUCACUGCUCAGGGGACGGUACAGUACCUCCUGGAGUGGGAGGGGACCACACCUUAUUAGGGCGUUAAUGAGACGCUUUGAUUCCUUUUCCUCCACGCUCACAGAGAUGUCUGGCUGCUGAUUGGUCCAAAAAUCCCGACCACCUGACCAGGUCUCCUUGUAUUUAAAACUAUUAAUUUCAAUUUAUUACAAAAGUAUUUAAAUCCAGAAUCAAUUAACCCGAUCUGACGAGAUGUCCUCCCACAAACCUCUGUGAGACAACUGUCUCCACAUGUCCCACAAACCUCUGACGUGUCCUUGCUGAGUCGAGUUUGGAGGAAUAAGGAAUCAAAGCUGAUCAGGAGUUUUUCAGUCAGUAUUUAGUGAGAACAACAUUAAGAUAGAGCCAAAGAGACACACACACACACACACACACACACACACACACAUACUCUUGCACUCACUAGUUACAUUCAGUAUUGUUUCUCUUCUUCUUUGACAUGUUAAACAGUCAGAGCUGUUGAGCGCCCCCUAGAUGCCACCCUGCUCCUCCUCCUCUCUCCUCCUGUGUUUGACGAAGAGGAAGAGGAAAGGAGGAGCUCCUCCAUGUUCUCCUGUGUUUGAGGAGGAGCUCCUCCAUGUUCUCCUGCCGUCUCAUGAACAUGGGAGAUAUGGUCUGAAUCUUGAGAUAGAGGUAAGAACUACAACCCCCAAAGUUCUGUGUUUCCAGCUGUUUUCUUGCACUAUUGUCACGUUCAGUAUCUAUGCAAAUAUCGAUCAUCUCCCCCAGCUGAUCACCACAUUGAUCGGUGAUCACUUCAAUUCUAUUUAAAAAAAGAAUCAAUUAAUAUCAUGACGGACAUCAUAUGUUAGCUCCAAGCUAACAUAACCGUUUGGUUUGAAUGAGGAAUGCUAACACUGCGAAGAGUUUUGAUCUUAGACGUUAAAAUGUCACGCUGUCACUUUAACCCUGCAGUUUGUCCUCGCUGCCCUGGUAACCGUGCUCCCCUCCCAUUGGCCCGUUGAUCACAUGACUAUGUUGGCGUAUAUAUUCUGUUGAGCUGACCAAUCAGCUGCCAUCUUUCUCUCAAAUAAAGAACCUGUUGCUUAA
Pseudoliparis swirei is the source of this 2850-nucleotide messenger RNA. RefSeq names its product PHD finger protein 19 (gene phf19). The record is from RefSeq and is a predicted model, not a curated record. Gene Ontology annotation, biological process: chromatin organization; regulation of DNA-templated transcription. Bases 147 to 1820 code for a protein of 557 amino acids. Gene Ontology annotation, molecular function: chromatin binding; DNA binding. Lineage: Eukaryota; Metazoa; Chordata; Actinopteri; Perciformes; Liparidae. Gene Ontology annotation, cellular component: nucleus. The transcript has 14 exons.